GGACUGACCAAACUGGCCAGCGUCUACGCUCUGCCCCGGGCCCUCUACGCUCUGGCCCGAGACGGUCUUCUGCCCAAAUGCUUUGGCCACAUUACAUCCUGCAAUAAACAACCCACAGUCAGCCUUCUACUGUCCUCCGUUCUCAUUAUCCUGCUAGCCAUCUUUCUGAGGAUCGAAGUUCUUGCUGACUUCAUGUCGAUCGGAGUCAUUUUCUGCUACUUCAUUGUGGGUGUGGAUUUGAUGGUUUUUCGUUACCUACAUGAACCGGUGAGUGAUGACAAGAUGGAUGAAGGGGAUGAAGCCACAUUGUUGGCUCUAAGGAUGCCAGUACGCGAGUUGGUUGUCUGCAAGCGGACUCUGUCAGUACCGAAACGUCUACAGUUUCGCAUGGCAUUUAAAAUUCUACUCAGCACCUACACCUUCCUUAUCCUGAGCCUCUCCUUGUUGAUCGAGUUUGCCGUCACUACGAAGCUUAUUCUGAGCUUUCUUCUGGUGGGAGUUUUUGCUUUCGCGACUGGUGUUGUCGUUGUGCUUUUGGCCUUUUACAGGCCAGCGGAGAGUGUCGCUGGAUUUCAGGCAAGUCUCUUGUUUUUUUUUUAA
Molecule: messenger RNA, 600 nt
Organism: Dibothriocephalus latus
Lineage: Eukaryota; Metazoa; Platyhelminthes; Cestoda; Diphyllobothriidea; Diphyllobothriidae
Source: the annotation of a GenBank genome assembly